AUGUCGUCCUUCCGCGCUUUCAUGCGACUUGGGCGACUCAAGUUCAUUCCGUACUCGUCAAUGCUCGCACUCAUGGGCGCACUCUCACGCGAUAUCAGCCACCACCACCGUCGUCACCACCACGACUCGUGGUUCAGUUUCCCCGCGAGCUUCGUUCCCGUGGCGCUGUUUGUGGCGUGCACGCACGUCAUGACGCAUUACUAUAACGAAUACUUCGACUACGAGGCCGAUCUAGCGAACAAGCAACGCGGAAAGUGGAAUGGCGGCUCGGGCGUGCUUCCCGAGGGCCUGCUGCCGCGCUGGCUGGCGCUCGCCGCGGCGAACGUGCUGCUCGUCGGGAGUGUCAUCACGCAGCUCGCCUUCUUCCGAACCCCCGCACAAUGCGUCGCGUGCGCGACGCUGUUCCUCUCGUGGGCAUACACCGCGCCGCCAUUUAAGCUCCACUAUCGCGGCUUGGGCGAAGCAACCGUUGCCGCGGUGCUGACGUGCAGUGUCCCGGUGAUGGGCGCGCUGCAGAGCCGCGGCGACGACGCGUUCGUGCUUCCCACGUCGCUGCGCGCGAUCAUCCCGCUGCUGUGCGCGCAGCAGAUGGUGCGGAUGAUGAUCAUGAAUCUCCCCGACAUCGACUCCGAUCUCCAGUGCGGCAAAAUCACGUUGACCGCGCAAUUGGGGCCGGAGCGGGUGGCGCGUUUGUAUAGAUUCACGCAAAAUGCGGUUGGUGUUAUGGCUGUUAUCCUGUUCGCGUGUGGGCACAUGACGUGGCCCGUGCUGAUCGCUUUUCUCGUCGCCACGACCAAGGGGAUCAGUUUGGCGCGUCGCUUAGAUGGAAUCGUGUUUGCCGUCGCUGGGAUUGCGACAAAUUCCUCCCGCAACAACAAAAAAUACGACGGCGCCGCGUCUCAUCAUACAGCUGCGGGAAAGCCCGUGAAUACUACCAUGCACUUUGGGGAUCUCCCGUACCAGGCCACGAUCCACGUGGCGUCGACGGCGCUGAUGCUGGUCCUAGCGCAAGCAGUGGUGCUGAUGAUGCAUUGA
This is a messenger RNA of Closterium sp. Yama58-4, 1035 nucleotides long. The record is from the annotation of a GenBank genome assembly. Lineage: Eukaryota; Viridiplantae; Streptophyta; Zygnematophyceae; Desmidiales; Closteriaceae.